Messenger RNA from Lingula anatina, 3596 nucleotides. RefSeq names its product acylamino-acid-releasing enzyme-like. The record is from RefSeq and is a predicted model, not a curated record. Gene Ontology annotation, molecular function: serine-type endopeptidase activity. Lineage: Eukaryota; Metazoa; Brachiopoda; Lingulata; Lingulida; Lingulidae. Gene Ontology annotation, biological process: proteolysis.
UUUUAUGUACCAGGAAGAUGGACAAGGUGAAAAGUGUUGGUCUAUUUUGCUUUAUAAAUUGUAUGAUAACUUGUGUAUAGUGACAUAUUUGUCGAUGAUUCGCCACACAGCAAAGUACUUUUCGACGGUGGUGGAAGAUGCAGUUCAAAUCUACCAUGAUCUUGCCAAGAUUCCCUGUCUCUCUCUCGGGCGAUUUAGCAAAGCUCCUCCCAAGGCAGGCCUCAUUCGCUCAGUAUACUCUGAGUGGUCGCAGAGAGAUCUAGAACGCAAUGAGAAGGUCAAGUUUGCUCGCCAGCAGACCCUGGCAAAAACGGAGAGGGGACUAGAAGUUUUACUUGACUCUGAUCCCAUAGAUGUUUCUAAGGAAAUUUACAGUAAGGAAGCACCUUCUGGAAAGUUUAGAGGUGUAGUGAGAAGUGUCAAAGACAAAGAUGGGAAGGAUAAACAGUACAUGGAGAUCUGGAACAAGUAUCAAAAGUUGACAAACAUUGAUGUGGAUGCUCAGGAGAAGCAUGGAAAGAUUUAUGAAAAUGACGCCACAUUUGGUUGUUUUGAGUGGUCUGCCUCUAAGGGACACUUGCUGUAUGUGGCUGAGAAGAAGCAGCCCAAGACAGCUUCCUAUUUUGACAAUAAACCAAAGAAACUGAAGGAUGAACAGGCAGAGGAUUCAAAGGGGAAAGAUUCGGAAGAAGCUAUUAAGGGAGAUCAAUUUGUGUACAAAGAUGAAUGGGGAGAGCUUCUGGUUGGCAAACACCACCCAGUUCUGUGUGUCCUCAAUGUGGAUACAGGGGAUAUCAGUGUUUUAGAAAACAUACCUGACAAUGUCUCCCCAGGACAGGCUGUUUGGGCUCCUGAUGACGCUGGCAUUGUAUUUGUUGGAGUUGAACACAAUCCAUACCGACUGGGGAUUAUGUACUGCCCUAUAAGAAAGAGUGCCAUAUAUUAUCUGGAUUUACAGACUGCAACUUGUGUGGCCAUCAGUACAAUGGAUGCUGCCGUACGCAGUCCACGCUUCAGUCCUGAUAUGUCCAAGCUUAUAUAUUUAAAGAACAAAGCAGGAGGCCCACACAGACAAUGUUCUACUCUUGAAAUGUACAAUUGGCUUGAAAAGCAGACUAAAACAGUUGUGAACAUUGUGGAUACAAUAAAUGGUGAUGAAUUCCCAGGGUUAUACUCACUGCUGCUGCCAGAGAGAUGCUGGUCUGAUGACAAUAUAAGAGUUGUUAUUGAUACAGAGUGGAGGAGCAAAUGUGAAGCUGUGGUCAUCAACACAGAUACCAGUGAGGUGACCAGACUCACUAAAGAUGAUGAGAUUGGGAACUGGCAUGUCUUAGAUGUGGUUGAUGACUAUGUUCUGGCACAGUGCUCAUCUCCAAAUCAACCUCAUUUUUUGAUGGUGGGUGGGCUUCCUGAAGUCAAUAAAGAACAGGAGAUAAAAUGGAGCAGGCUGGGUGAAGCCGCGGCCCUUGAGGACAUUACCUGGAAAAUUUUAAAACACAAUAGAAGUCCUGAUGGUGACGUAACCAAAGAGUUUGAGAGUGUUUUAAUCAGUCCAAAAACGGACUCCUCCAAGAAACCCCCCUUAGUUGUCUAUCCUCAUGGUGGACCUCACUCUGUGUUUUCUUCAGAGUACUCUCUGUAUGCAGCAGCACUAUGCAAAUGUGGCUUUGCAGUUCUGUUUGUAAAUUACGGUGGAUCCACAGGGUUUGGACAGGCAUCCAUUGAGGCUUUACCUGGUAACAUUGGUACUGCUGAUGUCAGUGAUGUACAGUUUGCUGCAGAGUGUGUGGUGAACAGUGCCUUCAAGUUGGUCCAUAAAAGACGUGUCUUUCUAGCAGGGGGGUCCCAUGGGGGUUUUCUCACAGCACAUCUCAUUGGACAAUAUCCAGAUUUUUAUCGUGCUGCUGUUCUCAGGAAUCCAGUUGUAAACAUUGCCUCCAUGAUGCAUACCACUGACAUCCCUGAUUGGUGUUGUGUAGAGGCUGGGCUGGGAUUUGACUUCAAAACCAUUUGUGAUCCUGCAGGCUACCAGGCACUCUGGAAACACUCCCCUAUAAGAUAUGCUGACCAGAUGAAGACCCCCUCAGUUAUCAUGCUGGGUGCCAAUGACCUCCGUGUGCCUCCAUCUCAGGGCAAAGAGCUGUACAAGGCACUGCAUUCCAGAGGAGUCACUGUCAGAUUGCUCAUUUACCCAGACAACAGUCAUCCAUUGAACAAAGUAGAUACUGAAGCUGAUGCCUUCAUGAACAUUGUGAAGUGGUUCUGGGACCAUUUACAUAAAGAAGUUCCAGAAGAGACAAUAUAAGAGAGAUACACCAUUUGUUAUGAGAUGGAUCAAUCACAGGAAACCAUGGAUAGACUGAGGUGAUUUUAGAAAGGACAAUGUGAGAGAUCUAAACACCAUUUGUUUUGUUAUUGGAUAAUUUUAACUCCAGAGGAAACCAAAAGAGAGGCAAUUCCAAAAGAGACAAUAUAAAAGAAAAUUUGAUUUCAAUUGCAUUAGAAACCAAAUGAAAAACAAUCCCAGAAGAAAAUUUGUAAACCUCAUUUGAUUAUUUCAACUCCAGUGGGAGAAAGUUGAAAUUAAGAUAUAUCAACUCGGUAAAGUGUUAAAGAUUAUGUAUUGGCAUCUAAAUGCCAUUUGCUCCAGAAUCUGUGGAAAUUUUAUUAUCAAUGCAUCAGUUUAUUACCAAUUUGUAUUUUGUCUGUUUUUUGAGUGACUCAUUUAUUAAUACAAUCCCAACAGACAUAUCUUACAACCUAUGUAUCAGUUGUUACUGAAUGUUGCUUUCCUUAUGUAUAAGGAAAUAUAAGAAGUUGGAGAAGUAAUUGUGAAAAAUUGCCUAGGGCUGAUGUCAUUUCAUCUCAGUAACAAAUUAUUUUUCACUAGGUGACAAUUCUUUGUCUGACAUUAAUUAUCAGGACUUGGGUUUAAAGCCUAAACUUUUCUAGCAUUACCUUCCUCAGGUGAACCAAAACCUUUCAUAUCAAAGCAAAGUGUGCCAUGUUCUGUGAGGAUAUAAUUUUUCAAAUAUAAAAAUAAUUAUUUAAAAGAGUAAUUAUUGUGAAGUUUCGUUGGUUAAUGGAAUAUAUUAUGAAAGCAUCGUAAAAGAACUUUUAAAUUAAGCCUCUUUGAGAUGCACAAUACCUAACAGUACUUGAAAAGAAUUCAAUUCUUUCUGAUUAAAUUUUCAAGAUUUAAAAAUAAACACCAACGCUUUGCAUAAAUAUUUGAAUUUUAGUUGAAUUUAGAGUUGAAUUUUAUUACCAAAUAUUGUACAACACUGCUAUUAGGUUUUCUUCAUAUUUACAAUCACAAUUAUGUACAUUAUAUAACAUAAACAGACAUGACCCAUUAUGUGGAUAUAUCUCAAAUAUGUAUCAAGUCUACAUCAGUCUUUUCCUCACAAAUUACUUGAAAAUGGGACUCGGGUUACAAAUGGUAUUCUUUACUUUAAAGAUGGACAUAUCAAUAAUUAAAGUCAAUUAUUAAUGAUUAUUAGAAUGCAUAAUUUACAUUUUUAUACAUGUUGACAUUUUAAUUCACUGAUUUGAAAACAAUCAUGCCAAUUGACAUUAAAGUACCACUUUAAUAA